Phaeoacremonium minimum UCRPA7 is the source of this 1221-nucleotide messenger RNA. RefSeq names its product putative -dihydropseudooxynicotine hydrolase protein. The transcript has a single exon. The record is from RefSeq and is a predicted model, not a curated record. NCBI's taxonomy places the organism in Eukaryota, Fungi, Ascomycota, Sordariomycetes, Togniniales, Togniniaceae. Bases 1 to 1221 code for a protein of 406 amino acids.
AUGUUGCAACUUAGCCAAGACGAGUCUUUUCAUUAUGAGCUCCUUCGCACCCUCAGCCAUGCCAGAUAUAACGGUGCCGAUGUGGGUGAAGUCCUCGAAGCUGCGGGGGCGAUAUCGGUCGGCAAUAUCGAGAGCUUCUACGAAGCCUUCAAUGCCCUCGCCGUCCGGGUGAACAAACAAGCUGAAGCAAUAGAUGCAACGAAAUAUCCCGUCUCUGCCCGUGACGGCUUCUUCCGAGCCUCGACUUAUUUUCGAGCCGCUGAUUUCUACUUGCAUGGAAAUGCCGACGAUAUACGUAUCACAGACUUGUGGAACAGGCAACGAGCUGCAUUUGACAAAGCCAUUGCGCUGCUCACAAUUCCCGGCGAGCGCUUCAUCCUCCACGCUGCCGAUGGGAACUUUGAAAUCCCUGGUAUCUACUACCGCUCAAACAGCGCAGAUGAAUCAGGGCCGAGACCAACCAUAAUACUUGGCAAUGGAUAUGACGGCGCACAGGAAGAGAUGCUUCACGUCAUGGGCUUUGCAGCUCUAGAUCGCGGCUUCAACGUCAUAACAUACGAAGGGCCAGGACAGCCUACAGUACGCCGGCAACAGGAUCUGGGAUUCAUUCCAGAGUGGGAGAAGGUUGUUAGUCCCGUCGUCGACUUUCUCGUUGAGAAGCCAGAAGUAGACAACAAGAAAAUCGCACUAGUGGGCUAUUCAAUGGGAGCUUGGCUAGCCGUGCGCGCCGCGGCUUUUGAGCAUCGACUGGCGGCGGUGCUAGCCGUUGAUGGCGUUUUCGACGUCUUUCAGGCGUAUUACAACCAGAUUCCAGCACCCAUACGGGCCUUAUACGAUGCCGGGGAGAUGGAUAAAGUGGAUGGCAUGAUUUCAAGCGUCCUCGCUUCAGGCAAAGCAUCAACCGCCUUCCGAUGGGGCGUUGAGCAAGGCGUUUGGAGCUUCAAGGCCAAGAGUGUCACCGACUUCAUGGAAAAGACAAGGCCAAUGACGCUCAAAGGGAUCGAAGAUCAAAUUAAGUGCCCAGUCUGGGUUGGAUGUGCUGCUGAUGAUAUGUUCUUUGAAGACCAACCAGAAUUGCUCAGGGAUGCUCUUGGUGAUCGUGCGACUUACAAGAGGCUGACGGCUGAUGAUGGCGCUAGUAAUCAUUGCCAUGUCGGUGCAAUGGCUAUGGCAAACGCGGAGAUUCUUGGUUGGUUUGAGAAAGUAGCUUGCAACAUAUGA